CCAUUUACACAUUGAAGCCGAACGCUACAUAUCUUGCGCAGUAUCUCUCUUUCUUUGCAUUGCCCAGAAUAAAAACCUUAUACUCUUUUGAGACUUUACUCAGUCUUUUCACAUACUACUUAGAAACUACCCGUCAAGAUGGACCAAGUCAUGCCUCUCGUUACCGAUGUUGAGACCAAACUCGACAAAAUCACAGCCAUCACCUCGGCAAAGGGUGCGAGUCAAAUGGGUUUCGGUGAUGUUUACACCAUGGUCACGCAAGGAAAAUCCGUCUCUUCAACUAUCAAUAAAUUGAUCAAGGUGUAUACCGUUUGUCUCACCUUUCUUUUUGCUCCUGCUUCUCCCUUGCACCUUGCAAUCCCGUUGUCCAUCCCUUUUCCCCUGCUGUUCUUAACUUCUCUUCCCAGAAAGCAAACCCAACACCAACCGAGAGCCAAGCUCUCAUGCCCCAAAUGCGACACAUCUUCGAGAUGGAAGAGCAACAAAUGAAAUUCGCCCUCGACAACAAGACCACCUUUGACAAGAUCUACGUCUGUGGCAUGAUCAAGAAGAACCUCGUGAGGAACGAGCAGCAAGGCAACGCUCUCGCCGAGCUCCUGAUCCAGAAGACUGAGGGAAGCGACAAGGAAGAGGCGGUGGCUAUUGGGGAGCGCGUACGAAAGGGGUUCGAGAAGACCCUGGGGGUUUACAAGGGUGCUACUGGUGGUGAGGAUAAGUUUGAUUAGAUGGACUGAUGAUGGGGGAAUUCAACUGGGGAUUAUCAGAUCGCUUGGAUGGAUGGUUUUUUUUGUAGUUUUAUUGUGUUGUAUGAGUUGUCGGUCGUUUUUUAUUGGGGCUGUGUUGAAUCCUCACUCACUUGGUUGCUGUAGUCCCC
Hymenoscyphus albidus is the source of this 874-nucleotide messenger RNA. The record is from the annotation of a GenBank genome assembly. NCBI's taxonomy places the organism in Eukaryota, Fungi, Ascomycota, Leotiomycetes, Helotiales, Helotiaceae.